GGAAGAGUGCUUCGGGCCUCUUCCAUGUAAACAGAAGAGGGCUGCUUACAUCGAAAAUUUUAAGGAGUGAUUUUAAUGCGGAACACAGCCCCGCUGUUCGCUCGGCGGCUGCAGCAGCAGCAGCACACACAGGCGGCUAAAUCACGGAAAGGGGAAGGUGGAAAGAGGCACCGAGUGAGAAGCCGAGACAGGUUUCUCAGCCUAUUGGCAGGAUGCCGUGGUCUCUGGACCUGCUUCCUCUACCACCCUGUGUGGACUUGGGUGGGCCUCCUCUGAGUGGCCUGCUGUGGACCCUGCUUCUGCUCUUCCUGUGGUAUUGCUACCGUGUUGGCUCGGAACCCUCAUCCUGCUCAGCCAAUUCCAGUUGCUCCACAGUGGCUCACCCCCCUAGUUGUUCUUCAGCUGGACCUGGAUGCUCUCCCCCCAAAGCUUUCCCCACUAUAGCUGUAGAAGAGGAGAAGAAAAACGAAGUAAAAAGUUAUUUAACACCAGUGUGGAGUCAUGCUCCAUUUCCCACUCAGGUGGCAGCAGGAAGUAGAAAGUUAUACACAGCCCUGCAGGAGUACGCCAAGAGGUACAGCUGGGCUGGCAUGGGCCGCAUCCACAAGGGCCUGCGCAUCCAGGCCAGAAUAAAUGAUCGCUUGUCCAUUCAGAAGCCCCAUCUUUUCUAUCUUCCUGAUGUUCCUAGCAUUCCAUACUUCCCCCGUGAUGCUCAUCGCCAUGACAUUGAUACAUUGGAGGCCAGCUAUCCCAUCAUUCUUGCAGAAUUUCAGGCAGUUUUUCAGAAAGGCGUGGACACAAAGUUGGGGUGGACAUACCAAGGACCUAAGGGGCAGGCGGUGUUUCCACUGUACAAUGCUGGAGUGCGUGUGGCGAGCAACUGCCGUGCAUGUCCAUGUACAUAUCGUAUCCUCCUCUCCCUCAGAACAUUUAUCAGCAGUAACUCUCUCGGUGCUGCUGGUUUUUGGCUUCUUGGCCCUGGGGCCUCGCUAGGGGGAACGUAUGGCCCCACCAACACACGCCUGCGUUGCCAUUUGGGUCUUCAGACACCAACAGGGUGUGAGCUGGUGGUUGGUGGUGAACCACAGUGCUGGUCUGAGGGACACUGCCUUUUAGUGGAUGACUCCUUUCUGCACACCAUCUCGCAUAAGGGUGGUGCUGAAGAUGGCCCAAGGGUAAUAUUUAACGUGGAUUUGUGGCACCCAAAUGUUGCUGCAGCUGAGAGACAGGCUCUUGAUUACAUCUUCAGCCCUGGACAGUGAUUAACUACAUAUCCCAGUGUUUAUUUGCAAAACCUGCAAGGACGAAGGCUAAUGACAUUACAUUGCAACUUCAGCUGGUCUUUUUUGCUGCUGAAUGUUCCAUACAAAAUCCAUAUUAAGCACAGGUUUCUGUCUUAAUCCUCAUUAUACAGUAGAACGCUAUAUAUAACAUACUUACAGUGCUGUAAAUUGUACACAAAUGCUGGUUUUCACGAUCUUUAUAUGUAUUUUUGCUUUUUGCCUGUCCUAAUAAUUCGGAUCUUCUGUCAUAUUAUGGUGUGCCUGAUUUGUUCACUUGUGACCUUUUUCUGACAUAUACUGUGACUUAAGCUGUUCUUUCAAUACUGUAUUAUUUAUUUAUUUAUUUAUUUAACAAAGACUGUUUUAUGAUAUGGAGUUUUAUUUUUGUGAGUGUUAUUUUCAGACAUAUUCUGUGAAGCACACAGCAAGAAAAAUAAUUUGAUCCGACUGCAUGCAUGUGUUGUGAAGCCUAAUUGUACGGCCAAUGUGAUGCAUCGGAACAAUCACCUGUGAAAAGCAAACUUGUAAUCAACUAAUGGUGUAUUCUUUCAAUAAAGAUUUUUGUUAAAGGUAA
Trichomycterus rosablanca is the source of this 1857-nucleotide messenger RNA. RefSeq names its product aspartate beta-hydroxylase domain containing 1 (gene asphd1). The coding region runs from base 213 to 1262 and encodes 349 amino acids. The transcript is spliced from 6 exons. The record is from RefSeq and is a predicted model, not a curated record. Gene Ontology annotation, cellular component: membrane. Lineage: Eukaryota; Metazoa; Chordata; Actinopteri; Siluriformes; Trichomycteridae.